Molecule: messenger RNA, 7927 nt
Organism: Cricetulus griseus (Chinese hamster)
Lineage: Eukaryota; Metazoa; Chordata; Mammalia; Rodentia; Cricetidae
Source: RefSeq, a predicted model, not a curated record
AUGGCCUGUUACUUUAUUUGGGUUCUGACUGUGUCACAGGGUAAAUCAGAGCUGCCCCAAAUGCAGCCUCAGGUCUGCACUGUUGUGACUUUGCAGUACCUGGUGGAAGUACCAGGCUCCACUCUAGUUAGUGCUCUAGAUGACACUAGGAGUUCCUUCCUUUCAGCUAAUACUUCUUUAGUUUGCAUUGUGACAGAUUUGAAAAGGACUUUUAUCAAUUGCUAUUCUAAAAGUUCUUUUUUAAAUGUAGCUGUUCUGAAUGGAAUUUUGCCUUUCUCUCCCUUCCAGGCCCAGAUUGCCUUCCUUCAGGGGGAGAGGAAAGGUCAAGAAAACUUGAAGAAAGAUCUUGUGAGGAGGAUCAAAAUGUUGGAAUAUGCUCUGAAGCAGGAAAGAGCCAAGUACCACAAGUUGAAAUAUGGGACAGAGCUAAAUCAGGGAGACAUGAAGCCUCCAAGCUAUGAUUCUGAUGAAGGCAAUGAAACAGAGGUGCAGCCACAGCAAAAUAGCCAGUUAAUGUGGAAACAAGGCCGGCAGCUUCUCAGACAGUAUCUCCAGGAGGUUGGCUACACAGAUACUAUUCUAGAUGUGAAAUCCAAAAGAGUGCGAGCAUUGUUGGGCUUUUCAAGUGAUGUCACUGACAGGGAAGAUGACAAAAACCAGGAUUCGGUUAUAAAUGGCACAGAGGCUGAAGUUAAAGAGACAGCAAUGAUUGGAAAAUCUGAAUUAACGGAUUCUGCCUCUGUGCUGGACAAUUUCAAGUUCCUUGAAAAUGCAGCUGCAGAUUUCAGUGAUGAAGAUGAGGACGAGGACAUUGAUGCAAGAGAGAAAAGUGUCAUUGAUACGUCCACAAUUGUUCGGAAAAAAGCAUUGCCUGAUAGCAGUGAAGACCGAGACACAAAGGAAGCUCUGAAGGAGUUUGACUUCCUGGCCACGUCAGAGGACGGGGACAGUGAGUCUAGAAGUGCAGGCGAUGGAACCGACUGGGAAAAGGAAGACCAGUGUCUGGUGCCUGAAGCCUGGAAUGUGGACCAGGGAGUAAUUACCAAACUGAAGGAGCAAUACAAAAAGGAGAGAAAGGGGAAGAAAGGGGUGAAGAGAAAAACUACCGAAGAUCUGUUUCAGCCUCUAUCCUAUAUAAAACAGUCAAAACAGGGAUGUGGGAGAAUGAAGAAUCAAAGCCCAGGGCCCAACAGGUCAAAACUACAAGACAUGCUUGCUAAUUUGAGAGAUGUAGAUGAACUUCCUUCAUUGCAGCCGUCUGUUGGCUCCCCUUCCAGACCCAGCAGCUCUAGGCUCCCUGAGCAAGAGAUCAGGAGGGCAGAUGAAGUGGAAGCCCUGACAUUUCCUCCUUCUUCUGGGAAGUCGUUUAUCAUGGCGGCAGAUGAAGCCCUUGAGAGUGAACUGGGGCUUGGAGAGUUAGCAGGCCUUACAGUAGCCAAUGAAGCAGACUCACUGGCUUAUGAUAUAGCAAAUAAUAAAGAUGCUUUGAGGAAGACGUGGAACCCCAAGUUUACGUUAAGAAGUCACUUUGAUGGCAUCCGUGCCCUUGCUUUCCACCCCAUCGAGCCCGUUUUAAUAACAGCGUCAGAGGACCAUACACUGAAAAUGUGGAAUCUGCAGAAAACAGCCCCAGCCAAAAAGAGUACGUCUCUUGAUGUGGAGCCUAUCUAUACGUUCCGAGCUCAUAAAGGUCCGGUGCUGUGUGUAGUGAUGAGCAGCAAUGGUGAGCAGUGUUACAGUGGUGGUACAGAUGGGCUGAUUCAGGGCUGGAACACCACCAAUCCCAACAUCGAUCCCUAUGAUUCUUAUGAUCCUUCUGUUCUGAGAGGCCCUCUGCUGGGCCACACAGAUGCUGUGUGGGGGCUGGCCUACAGCGCGGCACACCAGCGCUUGUUGUCCUGCUCAGCAGAUGGCACUUUACGUUUAUGGAAUACAACCGAGGUUGCUCCGGCACUGAGUGUGUUUAAUGAUAACCAAGAACUGGGAAUCCCUGCUUCGGUGGAUCUUGUGAGCAGUGACCCGAGCCAUAUGGUAGCAUCAUUCAGCAAAGGGUAUACAAGCAUCUUUAACAUGGAGACACAGCAGCGAAUCCUCACUUUAGAAUCCAAGAUAGACUCAACAGCCAAUUCUUCCUGCCAAAUAAACAGAGUCAUCAGCCAUCCCACUCUUCCAAUCAGCAUCACUGCUCACGAAGACAGGCACAUCAAGUUCUAUGAUAACAAUACAGGCAAACUGAUCCACUCGAUGGUAGCCCACCUAGAAGCUGUUACAAGUUUAGCAGUUGAUCCAAAUGGCCUGUACUUGAUGUCUGGCAGUCAUGACUGUUCGAUACGCUUAUGGAAUUUAGAAAGUAAGACAUGUAUUCAAGAGUUCACAGCUCAUCGGAAAAAAUUUGAAGAAUCCAUCCAUGAUGUAGCAUUCCACCCUUCCAAAUGCUAUAUAGCCAGUGCUGGCGCCGACGCGCUGGCUAAGGUCUUUGUAUGAUGUGACGCAUCAACUUCACCUUCUAGCUCUUUAUAAAAAGUCAACUGCACAACAGAGAUGCAGAAGACCAGGGCAAGCAUCAACUCACCCUGCCCUUUUGUUCUGCUGAAGGAGCACAGAGAACAUUUGUUAGAGUGUAGUUUUGCAAUUCGUGCACUGUUUUCUAAAGUGAAGGUUUAUUCAGGUGGCUGCAAGCUCAGCUGACUCUGGGAGCCUGAAAACUUUGAAAUUUCCCCCCAAAGAGGCACUUUUGUUUCUGAAAUUGUUCUCAUUCGCUAGGCAGGCCUGAGCGAAACAGGUUUAGCAUCUCCCUUCCUUCUGAGUAAACAGGGCAUGCUGUCUGUGUUGGAUAAUUAAAAGUUGGAUGGCUGGGAAUGAGUAGAGCGGGAUGUACUCUACCCUGAGAUCUGCUGAACAUAUUAGGUAGUCAGACUGUACUGUAUCCGCUCUACGAACCCCAUUGUGUAUAAUGACCAGACAGUGUUCAAAUGAGUUUCUAAUGUAGCUCUCUGUUCAGCUGUUCCCAUAAAGCACGUGGCAAAGCAUUUCACCUAUUAGGAGGAAAAGAUGCAAUAAUAUGUUAAGUAUAUUAUUCAGAAAUGCUAACAAAUAUUUAGUUUGCAAGCAGAUUUUUAUAUUGUAUUACAAUUUUGAAAGUAAAUGUGGUACCACUCUGUCCAGCACCCAUUAUGAAGAGUAGUUAAUGGAGCCUGCUCUACUAAAGAUUUUUAACUUAUCCAGGCUUGAGAUUGUUUAUUUUUAAGGGCAAACAGGGACUAUCUCUAUAAUAAUUUGUUUAAAAAUUCACCUCAUUUGUGUGGUAUUUAUAGUGCUAGAGUGAUUAUUUCCUGUUGAUGAAAUGUUCCUAGUGACAGAAAAAGGAGAAAGCUAUUUGUCAACACUCAUUUCUCAACACCCAUGUGAUUGGUUCAGAUAAUCUUCACUGUUCCUUCUCUGCCUUUCAUGUUCAUGUUGUCUGACGCCUACCAUAAACAGUUUAUAAUUAUUAUGUUAUGAAGUCCAAAGCGUGUGGUCACCUCAGGCAGUUGCUUUGGCAGCAGCCAUGCUUAAUAAAGCAGUGCACCCUGGAAAUAUGCUACUAGUGUGUCAUAGAGAUCCAGAUGGAAGAUGUUAAUGCCUGUGAUGUCUGCGAGGUUCUUUCUCCUCCCCUUCCCGUUAUUUAAUUGGAACACACAUGUUAAUGAACAGUGAACCAGUACUGUACCUAGAGAAACCCAUAUGUGGUCAGCUUUCGGGAGUCUCAGAAUCCUGCUGACUAACCCUGUGCUCACUGUGCAGACCUCUUUCCUCUAACUGCUGGCACUCUUCAUGCCCUUCACACACCUUCUCUGCCAAAUGACAGACCAGUCUAAAUAUUAAACAUAAAUUAAUGUUCAUCUUUCUACCAACAUGUGUACACGAAAUAUUAUAAAUAUUAUAACCCAUUAUAAUGGUUCUGUUGCCAUAACCAUGGCAUUUCUGGUGAUCUGUUCUUUGAAGUAGCAUUUUCAUGGGUAAUGAUUGACUUCUUAAAAAUUUCUUCUCAUCUUCCUUUAGAAUUCUCCAUUGUGCAGGCAAAUUUUCAUGAACAUUAUAAGACCCAUACUAAAUUUCCCUGGUUGUUCUAUAGACAUGCUAUAUAAUUUUAGUAACUACAUUUUAUCUUUGUGCUUUGGUUAACAAGCAGACCUAAGAGAUUGAUUGGUAUACACAAGUGAAUUGAGUUAAAUGCUUGUUUUUAUGCAGAUCCAGAAUUUUACACAGUGAUGGGUAAAUUUUUUCAUCCUUCAUAAAAUGAGCAAAAGGGUUUUCUAACCCAACAUUUACAGAAUAUUAGAAGAUUCCAGGAAGUAGUGUAUUUAUGACCACAGUUACUUUCCAGAGCCUUCAAUGUAUGUUUUAUUCCUGUCACCAACAUUCUGGAAAACAGGAGAGGCUGUCCUAUUUGUUCUCUGUCUCUUGAUUGGAUGGGAAAUAAUCCUAAGAUAGGCAAAGUGUAAUACAAAUGAUAGAACUGUUGGAAGUUUUUAGGGAGUGUGCUUUGUGCCAUUGAAAACUGUAAAUAGAAAGAUUCUUCUAAACUAGCCCUGUUAGCUCUCAGCCUGGACAUGAGCCAAAGCUGUCUUCCAACCAGAUGGUAGUAGUAUGGACAUUUGUCUGACUUUCCCCAUCCUAAUGAAAAUUCAUAAAAUGAACAAUUUCAAGAUUCAGAAUCAUUGAAAUGCUUUCAUAAAUAUUUACUGGAUUGUAAAUAUUCUGGGUGAACUGUUUUGGAAUAGUAUGAAAAUCAGCAGGUGGGUUAGGUCCCUGCCUUAUUUUCAUGAGCUGUGGAUACAUCUCUGGGAGCUAACAGUACCCGUCUCAAAGCGCAGCUGUCACAUGGAGCUCAUUUGCUAUUCAAACCAUAGACAAAUAAGUGAUAUAAUGACCUUCAGUAUUUUUCUAUUGAACAAAUUUAUCAAUUUUUGCCAUUAAACAGAUAAUUAGUUAUGCAAAGUAUUUAGCUUUUGUAAUCAUUUAGUUGUAACUAAAAGGGGAAAAUUGAACUGUAUCACUGAUAAUGAAUUUUGUGAGAAAUUAUUUGUUUAUCUGACUUCCAUUCCUUCAGUAUUGCUAUAAAUUUCUUUUGGAGAUAAUGAUUCUUUAUUUGAAAGAUGUCUAAAAAUGUAUGUAUAUUUUAUAAAUAUAUAUUAUAUAUAUUAUAGGGAUAUAUAUAAUAUAUAGACUAUAUAUAUAUAUCUAAACCAUGGGUGCAUUUUACUGUUGUGUUCUCAUUUUUGGAGGUAGUAUACUCAGAAGUUGAUGAGUAUGACGAGUGUUGUGCUGUUUGCUUUUGCAGUAUAAUAUAUAGCUCUAAGUGUUUAAAUUACUGUAUAUACUAUAUUCAUUAUAGGCUAGCAUGCUUGUUUUAAAGACUGUCAUUCUAGUUUAUUAAAAUCUGAAUGUAAGAAAACCUGGCUAUUCAAAUGUGAAUUGAAAAGAUUCCUGCUGAACUAUUUCCAUUGAACAUUCAAGCUCUUUGACAAAAUGUGUCAUCAAGAAGGCAAUAGCUAGAAAGUGAGAGGUGCCUUUAAAAAAAAAAAAAAAAAAAAAACCUACAAACGCAGCCUUACAGCGAGGGUGAAGAUUGACUCUGUGUCAGGGGUGGGAGGGGGAAGAGAGAGCACGAGCGUGUGUGUGUGUGUGUGUGUGUGUGUGAGAGAGAGAGAGAGAGAGAAAAUCCUGAUUUGUGACAGUCACUGUCUUUUAAUGUAUCUGCUCGGCUUGUAGGACUCCAGGGGACAUUUUAUGCAUAGUCUUCGUGCUCUUUGGAGCACCUUAUAUGCUUUCCGAGAGUUUCAAAUGUGAAUUCCUAGAAAAUUCAGUAAAGAAUAAAUGGCUGUUUUUUUUUUUUUUAAAUUAAAAUAAACUUCAGAAAACUAAAUAUUGGUUCCCCAGAACUAUGGGUUUCUCGUUGAUGAUGUACUUUUUUUUUUUUUUAAAAGCUUGCUAUUUUUAGUACUUCAUAUAUUUCCCCUGUUCACAAGAGUAUGUCAUGAAAUUCUUAUAUGAUGAGGUUUGAACCAGUAAAAAUCAUUUUCAGAUGAAACACUUGAACUAAUUAAAAUUCCACCUAAGAACAGUCUUGGAAAAUUGAAAUUGCCUCUCUCAUAUCUACCUCAUUGUCAUUGCUGCCAUUUUAGCUAGAACAGAUCUCUAUGACAUCAGAAAUGAGUGUCGAUGCAAUUUAAAAGUCUGUGUGUGUUGGUGCUCCUCUCAGGCUUUGUUAUCUCCUGUGUCCUCACAAAGCGGACAGAAACAUUUAGGGUUAAUUUUAGGUUUUUUUUUUUUUUUUUUUUUACUUUUUACUUUUUGUUAGUUUUGUUUUCUUCAAGGAUGGCUUAAACCACCACCCAUGUUUUUAGUGAGUAGGGAGUUUUAGUUAUGUGUAAUAUUUUUAACCAAGAAUGAAAUUGUUACUGAAUUUACCUGAAACUCCAGGCAUAGUGGCACAAUCUUGUUUGUAAUCAUGAGAGGUGGAGGCAAGACGAUCACAAGUUCAAGUUUAUCCCCAGCUAUAUAGGGAGUUCAAGGCCAGCCUGGGCUACGUGAACCCUUGUCUCAAAGCAACAACACAAAGUUUACCUGGGGAAAAAAAAAACAAAACUGUGAUUUUAUUUGGCUUACUUUAUUCUUUACUUCCACACUUAGGUAUAUAAUUACUCACUUCACUGGCUUAGAAGUUGCCUCCAUGACCGUGUUACUUGUUUGUUUAUCCUGCAGUACUCAAAGAGUGUUUUGACACUGGGAUUCUCGUUGUACAAAAGUAGUAUCUGUGUGUGUGUGUGUGUGUGUGUGUGUGUGUGUGUGUGUUUUGUAUUGUAUCAUUUCCUAAAGUCCAUUUUAGUAGAAGGUCAGAAGAGGAAUAAGUCUCUGUUUAGCAGGUAAACAAUUAGAAUCAGUUUUACAUUUGCCACUAAAAGCUUUGUAACUGCUCAUAUCAAGCAUGCAGCUAGGUCUCCAUGUCAGUGGAAGGGACUCCACAUUGACCAAGUAUUUAACAGAACCUUUACAUCGGUUUUGUUGUUAGGUAUUUAACUUUGAGGAGUUUUAUGCUAGAUUAAGAGAUCUUUAGAUCCCACUACUUAUUCUAGCAACACUUCUGAAGUGGUUCUGAGGGUUCUUUCUGGAUCUUGGCUAGUCAAGCUUUAGAUUUCAUUUAACUGGGACCACAUGCUCAUCACCCCUCUGGUGCAAAUUAGAAAGUUCAUGUUAAUUUAAAUUAACUUCAAUGUCUGCCUGGGUUUUUACCAGGCUGUGAACCAGUGAGUGCCUUGUUAAUGUAGAAUGAUUUUCCCCAUUGUAUGUUAGCUGUUUCUGAAAGGGUCUCAGAGACUGGGGUUUGAAGUGACUUUUGCAAAGCUGCUGAGUUGACAGUACAGCAUUAGGAAGUCUUUGGUCUGCCAUGUUCCUUCCGCUUUUCCUGCUUUCUCUUCAUUGACUGAUGUUGGCCUCUUGUGAGAAAACUAACAUAGUCCCCUUCACACACUCUGUUUUUCAUUCCAGAUUCAGGAGUAUCCCCUGUCCCGCCUUAGCUAUAUGAUCCAAUGCCUGUUUUUAGGGAGAACCACUUCUUUGUAAUACUAAAAAUCUUACCACUUAUUUUAUGUCUUCUCAUCAGUUUACUGGAGUGAACCUCAGGGUAUCAUCAGUUCAGAAUUCCAAAUAACCCUUUCUCUCCACACCCAAACCCCCAGCUGGUGAUCCCUGGGCCAGAUUGUUUGAUAUUCAGGUGUCUUCAAUUUUAGUUAUAAUAUCAAUUAAUGUAAAUCCAAAUGCUAAUUUUUGUGGUGCAAGAAGUUCCUUUUGUAAAUUCAGGGUAUGGAUAAGCUAAUAAUGAUAUCCAGUUUUGGUGGCUUUGAGUGUAUUGUUUGUUUUUAAAUAAAAUGUACAAAAUAGUUAA